This is a messenger RNA of Malaya genurostris, 968 nucleotides long. Its product is annotated as seminal metalloprotease 1-like. NCBI's taxonomy places the organism in Eukaryota, Metazoa, Arthropoda, Insecta, Diptera, Culicidae. The record is from RefSeq and is a predicted model, not a curated record. Gene Ontology annotation, molecular function: metalloendopeptidase activity; zinc ion binding. The coding region runs from base 141 to 962 and encodes 273 amino acids. Gene Ontology annotation, biological process: proteolysis. The transcript has 3 exons.
GCUAUAAAAUUCGGCUGACCUGGCUUUUCCCGUACUGAUAAUGGCAAUGUGCCACUGCAAAGUGGUUUGUCUAUGUGGUAUACAUUUAAUCCUAAUCAAGCAGUCUGUUCAUCUGGAAAUCGUGUGCUCUUCUUACAAUAAUGGUUAUUUUACUAGUUUCCGUGCUUUUAAUUAGCAACAUUUACUGCAACGCUGCACCUUCCCUGAGAUUGUUUGAAAAUACUCCGGAAAACGUUGCUCGUUUAAAACACCUUCAACCUGAUGAUUUAGCAGAAGAGUUAAGCGGUCAAUUCGAGGGUGACAUGAUCCUUACGGACAAUCAGUAUUCGGAAGUAACUCGCAAGAAUGGGUUGAUUGUUGAGAAAUACCGAUGGCCGAUGAAUACAGUUUUCUACGAAAUCGAAGAAGAGUGGUUCGAUUUAGAGCAGAUAAAUUACAUCUACGAAGCAAUGCGUUUGAUCGAAACGUCAACAUGUGUUAGAUUUAAACCAAGAGAUUUCAACAAUCAAGAUUAUGUUCGAAUUCAUGGUAAUUCAUCUGGGUGUUCGGCAACCGUUGGUCACAUUGGCGGAAAUCAAACUAUCAAGCUUCAACCGUAUCCUUUGGACAAAGGAUGUUUUAAGAUUGGCAGUAUUGUACAUGAGUUCAUACACGCUCUUGGAUUUCGACAUAUGCAAAGUACCUUUAACCGAGACGAGUAUGUGGAAAUUGUGUGGGACAACAUACGGGAAGGGCAUGAUAAAAAUUUCAUGCUUUACUCCUCGGACCAGGUGGGAAAUUAUGAUGCGGAAUAUGACUACGGAAGUGUAAUGCACUACAGUUCAACGGCAUUCAGUUCAAAUGGGCAGAAAACCAUUGUAGCUCUGAAGGACACCGCAGAGAAAAUGGGCCAGCGUGAUGGUAUGAGCAAAACAGAUAUUUUAAAGAUAAAUAAAAUGUAUGAUUGCAUUACAGAAACUUGAAACGAU